This is a messenger RNA of Neomonachus schauinslandi (Hawaiian monk seal), 1089 nucleotides long. It is a transcript of the gene NKX2-4, whose product is annotated as NK2 homeobox 4. Gene Ontology annotation, cellular component: nucleus. Gene Ontology annotation, biological process: cell differentiation; regulation of transcription by RNA polymerase II. Gene Ontology annotation, molecular function: DNA-binding transcription factor activity, RNA polymerase II-specific; RNA polymerase II cis-regulatory region sequence-specific DNA binding. The record is from RefSeq and is a predicted model, not a curated record. Bases 13 to 1089 code for a protein of 358 amino acids. Lineage: Eukaryota; Metazoa; Chordata; Mammalia; Carnivora; Phocidae. The transcript is spliced from 2 exons.
GUCCGCCGAGCCAUGUCGUUGAGCCCCAAGCACACGACGCCCUUCUCCGUGUCCGACAUCCUGAGCCCCAUCGAGGAGACCUACAAGAAGUUCGGCGGCGCAAUGGACGGCGCGCCGCCCGGCCUGGGGGCGCCCCUGGGGGCCGCGGCCGCCUACCGUGCGCCGCCGCUCGGCCCCUCCUCUCAGGCGGCGGCGGUGGCGGGCAUGCAGCCACCCCACGCCAUGGCGGGCCACAACGCGGCGGCGGCGGCGGCGGCCGCGGCGGCCGCGGCGGCCGCGGCUGCCGCCACCUACCACAUGCCGCCGGGCGUUUCGCAGUUCCCGCACGGCGCCAUGGGCGGCUACUGCAACGGCGGCCUGGGCAACGUGGGCGAGCUUCCCACCUACACGGACGGCAUGCGGAGCGGCGCGGCCGCCGCGGCCACCGGCUGGUACGGCGCCAACCCGGACCCGCGCUACUCGUCAAUCUCCAGGUUCAUGGGGCCAUCGGCGGGCGUGAACGUGGCCGGCAUGGGGUCGCUGACGGGCAUCGCGGACGCCGCCAAGACGCUGGCGCCGUUGCAUGCGGCUGCGGCGGCUCCGCGAAGGAAGCGUCGCGUGCUCUUCUCGCAGGCGCAGGUCUACGAGCUGGAGCGUCGCUUCAAGCAGCAGAAGUACCUGUCGGCUCCCGAGCGCGAGCACCUGGCCAGCAUGAUCCACCUGACGCCCACGCAGGUCAAGAUCUGGUUCCAGAACCACCGUUACAAGAUGAAGCGGCAGGCCAAGGACAAGGCGGCGCAGCAGCUGCAGCAGGAGGGCGGCCUGGGCCCUCCGCCGCCUCCGCCGCCGUCCCCGCGUCGCGUGGCGGUGCCCGUGCUGGUCAAGGACGGCAAGCCGUGCCAGAACGGUGCCAGCACGCCGACACCCGGCCAGGCCGGCCCGCAGCCACCGGCCCCGACGCCCGCGCCUGAGCUCGAGGAGCUGUCGCCCAGCCCGCCCGCGCUGCACGGCCCUGGGGGCGGCCUGGCGGCCCUGGACGCGGCCGCGGGGGACUACGGCGGCGGCGGCGGCGUGCUUGGCGCCAACCUGCUCUAUGGCAGGACGUGGUGA